AUGCAGAGGCAGAAGCUGAUAAACUUUGCCAUCAAUUCUGUUGGAGCCUCCAGAAACAGUUCUGCUUCUGCUGCUGUUGCCAUCAAGUGGAUUCUCAAGGAUGGUGCAGGGCGUGUUGGAAAAAUGCUUUUUGUGCGACAAGGAAAGAAAUUUGAUUAUGAUUUGAAACAGUUAUGGUUUGCUGGGGAUCUUUUAAUGGAGCUGGGUGCUGGGGUAGAGUUGGCUACUGCUGCUGUUCCACACCUCUUUCUCCCACUUGCUUGUGCUGCUAAUGUUGUCAAGAAUGGUGCAGCUGUAACAUCAACAUCUACUCGUACACCAAUCUAUAAAGCUUGCUAA
Arabis nemorensis is the source of this 339-nucleotide messenger RNA. Lineage: Eukaryota; Viridiplantae; Streptophyta; Magnoliopsida; Brassicales; Brassicaceae. The record is from the annotation of a GenBank genome assembly.